CAAGGCCGGACGAAGGCCUCCCUCCACACGCCGGUGUGGGCCGACGGACCAACGAUUCAACACGCCGGGCAGAUCAACAAAUCGUAACCGGGAGGUUCGGGACUGGAUGCCACCUGGGGCCCUCUCAGUCGUUAACGACAACAACAACAAUCACGAUCAUCAACAACAACAACCACGGAGCUGCUGUGGAGCCGGCCUUCUUCUGUGACGAGAUGAAGAGGAUGUGCCAGCGGGCAGGCCGCCACGACGAGGAGGAGGAGGAGGGGGGAGGUGGCGACGAUGACGACGACAACGAGGGGAAGCAGCAGGAGGAGGAGGAUGAGGAGAUCUCCAUAAUCGUGUACUUGGGGGACAUCGAGAAACGGGGCAAGCUGCAGGAGAAGAUCAAAUCGGGAGGAUUCCACAUCCUGCUCACCACCUACGAGCUGUGCCUCAAGGACGCGGCCUUCCUCGGCAGCCUGCCGUGGUCCGUCCUGGUGGUGGACGAGGGCCACCGCCUCAAGUCGCAGAGCUCGCUGCUGCAUCAGGCGCUGCUCGAGUUCGACAUCGGGCAGCGCGUCCUGCUCACGGGCACGCCCGUCCAGAACAACCUGGCGGAGCUCUACUCCCUGCUCAGCUUCGUGUCGGCGGGCACCUUCGCGCCCGAGGGCCUGCGGGCCUUCGUGCAGCGCUUCGCGGGCGUCGGCAGCGACCCCGAGCGCGCCUCGGAGCUGGGCGACCUCCUGGGCCCCUUCGUGCUGCGCCGCCUCAAGACGGAGGUGGCGGCCGAGCUGCCCGCGAAGACGGAGCUGGUGCUCUACCACGGCGUGUCGGCGCUGCAGAAGCAGUACUACCGCGCCAUCCUGUCGCGCGACCUCGACGCCCUGGAGGACCCCACGACGGGCGCGCGCGUCAGGCUCAUGAACAUCCUCAUGCAGCUGCGCAAGUGCGUCGACCACCCCUACCUGUUCAACGGCGCCGAACCCGAGCCCUUCGUGGAGGGCGAGCACCUGGUGAGCGCCAGCGGCAAGCUGCUGGCGCUCGACCGCAUCCUGGCGCUGCUGCGCCGCGAGGGCCACCGCGCGCUCAUCUUCUCGCAGAUGACGCGCAUGCUCGACAUCCUGCAGGACUUCCUCGAGUUUCGCGGCUACAGCUACGAGCGCCUGGACGGCUCCGUGCGCGGCGAGGAGCGACACCUGGCCAUCAAGUCGUUCGGCCAGAAGGACAUCUUCGUCUUCCUGCUGAGCACGCGCGCCGGCGGCGUCGGCCUGAACCUCACGGCCGCCGACACGGUCGUCUUCGUGGACAGCGACUUCAACCCGCAGAACGACGCGCAGGCGGCCGCACGGGCCCACCGCAUCGGGCAGACGCGGCCGGUGAAGGUGAUCCGGCUCAUCGGGCGCAGCACCGUGGAGGAGGUGAUAUACCGGCGGGCAGGAGCCAAGCUGCGGCUCACGCACGCCGUGACGGCGCAGAUGAGGGAGGACAGCGAUUCCAACGACAUGAAGGACGAGUCUCCGAAGCAGUUGUCGGAAAUCCUGCUGGCCGGCCUCGGGACGCUGAUGGAGUCGGACGAGGGCUCCUCCGUGGAGAUGGACCUACAGGCCAUUCUGGGAGAGAGCCGCGACGGGUGCUGGGUGAUCAAGGAGCCGCCCGCGGAAGGCGUGGACGCUCCUCCGCGGAGGGGCGCGCUCCGUCGGCAGACGGAAGAUGACCGGCGCAUUCUGGAGAGCGCGGAUUACUUGAGGGCGCCCGCCAGCUCGUCCGACCUCACCGCCCUGUCGCUGCUGCGUCAGGAUAUGAACAGCCGGGCGGGCGGCGCCGGGGGUUCGUCGCAGAGUUCGGCGGCGCUGGCCCUGCCUGUCCGGCGCGAGCGGUUGCCGCUCACGGAGGAAGAGCGAGCCAAGAGGAAGGAGCGGCGCCGGCAGCUGGACAGGGAGCGCGACCGCGCCCUGGCCGCGAAGAGGGCCCGCAUGGACGUGGAGCGUCAGCGCAAGAAGCUGGCGCUCUGGAAGGAGGCCGGCUACGAGUCGCUCAACGUGGCGCUGCGCGGGGAGGGCGCCGCGUCGGACGACGCAAGCGGAAGCGACGAAGACGUCGAGGGUGGCGCUUCGGACGAGGAGGAGGACGAAGAGGGGGAGGGGGGGCAGAUCCGCUACGUCCUGGGCGACGUGACGCUGCCCGACGCCCCCGCGGGGCGCAAUGCCAUCGUGGUGCACUGCGUGGACAACUCGGGCCGCUGGGGCCACGGGGGCCUCUUUUCCGCGCUCGACAAGAGGUCGACGCAGCCCAAGCGCCACUACGCGCGCGCCGGCAAGAUGGGAGACCUGGCGCUCGGGGACGCGCACCUCAUUCCCGUGGACGACCGCGUGAGCCGCGCCGGCGGCGUCGACACGCUGGCCCUCGUCGUGGCCCAGAGCCGCGACCCGAACAACGUCCUGUCGGGGAUCUCGCUGGCGGCCCUGGAGACGGGCCUCAGGCGCGUGCGGCGAGCGGCACGCAGGCUCCGCGCCGGCGUCCACCUGCCGAGGAUCGGGCACGCGACGCCGGGCUUCAACUGGUAUGCCACGGAGAGGCUCGUCCGCAAGCACCUGGUGUCGCGCGGCGUUCCCACGUACAUCUACUACCACCCGAGGAGGACUCGCCAAGGGGCUGCUGCGUCCGCCGCCCGGCCUUCCUCCACGCCCAAACCCGCAGCCUUCGCCUCAUCCGCGGCCUCCACGACCUCUGUGGCCUCCGCCCAAACGGCGGCGCAAUCCGCGGCGACCCACAAGCCGGGCCCCAGCGUGUCCGCCUGCAUCAAACCGGCUUCAGCUGCCGCCCUCUCUCCAUCCUCUUCCUCAUCCUCCUCCUCGUUGACCCGUCCUCCUCCUCUGUCGUCGUCGUCGUCACCGUCUCUCGCGGCCGGUCCCGGCGACCCGAACGCGGCCGGUUCACCGACGGGGCAGUCGGACUCCUGGUCGCUGGGGUUCCCGGACUUCAUGUCGGGGGUGCGCGCGCGCUUCCUCGGGCUCCCCGAGGCAGAGGUGGCGCGCCUCGCCCGCUACCUCGUCACGUUCGACGGCGACGUGAGCGCCGGCGUGGACGCCGACACCACGCACCUGGUGACGGCGGGGCGGGAGCCCGGCUCCGGCGACGCCGAGACGCUGCGGGAGGCGGUGCGCCGGCGGCCCGACCUCACCGUGGUGACGGCCGCGUGGCUCCGGGCCUGCUUCUCCGCUCGCGAGAAGCUGCCCUGCGCUCCGUUCGUCGUUGACGUUUAAACGCGGCGGCUGCGGCCGCUGCCGCCACUCGCGCUGCGUGACGGUGUUUCUGCGGUCGCGCCGCGCAGCUCUCGCGAUGGGUCUUCUGGUCGUGCCGCGCGUUGUUCGGCACGACGUUCCCUUCCAUUCCUGAGGGGGUGGCGAGAUGUUAACUACCUCGCCUGGUACACAGGAGGUCGUGGGUUCGAUCCUGUCCCUGACGCCUGCUGUACAUUUGGAAGUUUACGUGUCUCUCUCUCCCCGUGGUCUCGUAGAUUUUUCUCCGGGUCUUUUGGAUUUUCUCUCCACAUUUAGAAUCAACAUCACGCGUUUCGAGUAUUCGGCUGCAAUACAUUUCCACCUGAUAAGCUAAUUCGUGAAGCUAUGAUUUGUGAUAGCCACGUCGCUUCUGAAAAAGAGCUACACAGCUCUGGGGGCCUUAGCUGGUAGAAUAAAAAGUAGUUCAGCGUUACAGUUUAUUUAUAAAAGCUCCCGGCCCUUGGAGCGAAACGGCGGACAUCGUGCCGAGCGACACGCGGUGUGACCUGAACACAGGCGCCAUGGAUCGUUUUUGCUGUUAACCUCCUCCCCCUCCCCACCAUCAAUGUGCUGGUCAGACCUCGCGUCGAUAGCCGAAGAUAUUUUAUUUGACAUUCAGAAGGGGGCAGCCAGCGGUGCAUCACCCUGUGUCAGAGAACGCCCCCCCCCCCCCCCCCGCGGAAGACGACGUGAUAGAACUACUUCUGAGCUGACUGCAGUCGGCCUCUCGAAGCCACGCUCGGCAGCAAACCUUUUUCAUGCCCCAUGCAGAGGAUCGAAUGCCAAAAUAGAUUGAAUUUGUUUUAAUUCUCACAGCAGGACUUAAGCUAAUAUAAGCGACGAAUCUAAUUACAGGGACUCCUCUGUCAUCAUGGGAGCUCCUUUGCUGUACCAAAAUAUAAGAAUAGGUUUUCCCCUUUUUGCUGGCAAAAAAAUAAGUGUUUAAAAUGUUAGAACACCAAACUGAAACCUUUUAAACGAAAUCAUGUCUGCAUUAACCACAAUACUUGUGGUCAGAAUGCAAACAAAAACAUACUCUGAUAAUAUAUGGGCAUUGUCCUUGAAACUGAUUGGUCCACACCAGAGACGCCAAAAGGUGGUGUUUGACCAGAGGCCUUUGGGCGUCCUCUGGUCGAACACCGAGACUCGGCUCAAAAGAAAGCUGUCCCUGGUGUAGACCCCCUGCGUGGACGCGGCGGCGUCUUGUUCCGUGUGAGCGAGUUGAGCCCCCUCGAGCUCCCAGGUAGCUUGGUGGUUGUGUUGACCCCUUACCCCUCCCCCGUGCUGUGAUUACCAAUCAUCCGGUGCGUGCGGCAAGUAAGCGAAUUAGCUUGUGAAAGGAAGAUGAGAUUUGUAAUUGCCUAGAGCUGCACUUAGAUAUCAUAUAGACCCAUAGAGGUGCAUAGAAAGCCAUUUAGAUAAAUUCAGGCUCAUAGAGAUACAUAGAUUGCGAGAGAUACAUGGAGACCCGUCGAGAUGCAUUAAAGACGAGGCACAGGAGUGAGAUUGUGGCCAAGCCACCCACACUUUGGCCCACGCAGUCAACACCACUGUGGUCUACGCACCCUCAACGCAGGAGGAACAGCGGCACCACGCGAACUCUCUCCCUGCUGAAGCCCUCUCGUCAUCCUGAUAGCAGCAGCAGCAGCCAGACCUCGACAUUGGCACUUAGCUCAUGAACCUAUCGCCCGCCACUCGCAACGGGUGAAAUCAUUUGGCUGUCACCUGAUGAAGCUGGUUGUAAUUACUGGCGAAACGUCGUACUCGGAUUGUAAAUGUUGUGGCUUGGCUCUCCAACACACAGGUUAGUGCUGUACGAGUGACGAAUUGGCCACGUUCUGUUUACGUGACAACCCUUACUAGUUGGCCGUGUCGGGUGGUGGUGGGUUUUAACGACACAUUUAUACAUUUACGGGAUCUAACCCAACAAAAACCUCGAUUGUGAGAUAAUUUCAGUUUACAUUUGGCGUCAUUCUGCUGACGAUCGCCAGAAUUGACUGUGCUUUUGUAUUUCACACACUCAGUAACAUUCUUAACUAUUUGUACUGUACUUUAGUAAUGUUUCUGUUUUUUAAUCUCAUUGUCAAAGCUAAUACACUACAGUACACGGACGGCAAAGUGGUAAAUAAAUACGAAUACAACA
Lethenteron reissneri (Far Eastern brook lamprey) is the source of this 5403-nucleotide messenger RNA. RefSeq names its product chromodomain-helicase-DNA-binding protein 1-like. The record is from RefSeq and is a predicted model, not a curated record. NCBI's taxonomy places the organism in Eukaryota, Metazoa, Chordata, Hyperoartia, Petromyzontiformes, Petromyzontidae. Gene Ontology annotation, molecular function: DNA helicase activity; ATP binding. Gene Ontology annotation, biological process: DNA repair; chromatin remodeling. Gene Ontology annotation, cellular component: nucleus.